AUGGAAACAGUUCUCAAUUCUCACUCAGGGCAACGCUUUCCUGUUCGUUUACAAGUCAACAAGUCCAAAAUUAUUUUUCAAGGUGAAGUGAAGAAUGUUUAUGUGAUUGUGUUGCAGAAUCUAUCAGAGCAAAAAGAGUUACAAUCAACCUUCUCUAAACAACAACUCAAACUAGAGAGAAGUGCAAAAGUACACCAUUUUACGCAAAUGAUGAAGGAUCAGAGAAGGUGGAACCAAUUUAAGAAACAUCAUCAAAACAAUAUUGAGUUUGCAGAUUGCAUUCAAUUCCUGGAAGAGAUUUCCCUUUACAAAAGUGUUGCCAAAGUUCAAACGAGAGUGGUAUUGCAAAAUGAAAUCAUUUCUCGAUAUUUGGAUUCAUCUUCCUCUCACGGCACCUUCUUUGGUCACAGCAAACUGUUGUCAAUUCCAAGAUGUGGACAGUUGGAAUUUUUUGACAAAAUAGAAAGAGCUGUCAUCUUGUUCAUGUAUGACGACUUUUUACGUUUUACUGUGAAAGAAGAAGAAUAUCAAGAACAACAACACCACGACGAUGAACAAUGUCGAUCACAAGACUUGUCGGAUGAAAGUUGUGAAAUAAAAUAA
Molecule: messenger RNA, 603 nt
Organism: Naegleria fowleri
Lineage: Eukaryota; Heterolobosea; Eutetramitea; Acrasida; Naegleriidae
Exons: 1
Coding region: 1-603 (200 amino acids)
Source: RefSeq, a predicted model, not a curated record